Dermacentor andersoni is the source of this 3653-nucleotide messenger RNA. RefSeq lists its product as uncharacterized. The record is from RefSeq and is a predicted model, not a curated record. Lineage: Eukaryota; Metazoa; Arthropoda; Arachnida; Ixodida; Ixodidae.
CGUUCACACUGAGGAAUCCGGCGUCUACAGCGAAUGGAAUUCUCCUGCCGCCGAAAAUCGCGUAGUUCACACUGCUUGCGGACCGCGCCGCCGGAAAGACUUACAGCGCCAUCUGCCCCAUAAAGUGCUAACCUCCAAUCAAGCGCGGGAUAUCCCGGAUGUUCGCGCGGCUCGAAAUUGCGCAGUUGUCUCCGCUCGCGUCGAGUUCGUGUGUUUAUGUUGCGCGUCUCCACCAUUACUUGGAAAGACAAUGAUGAACCCCGAGCAAGAAGAGGCAGUACUGCUCGGCCUGUUGGCAAGCACCUUUCUGGCGAUGCAUGACGCGCAGAAGCAUUCGCCGAAGAUACGGCGGCAGCGGCGUUGGUGGGUUCGCCCAGCUCUGCAAGAGCGCAGACAGCUUGGUCACGCCACGCAACUGCUACCCCUCCUGCGAAAUCGCGACGUGGAGUACUACAGAGAGUACCUAGGAUGCCUCCACGUACUUUCGACACGCUCGUGCAGCUCGUCGGACCACACAUUCGGAAGAAAGAUACGAAUUUCCGAAAAGCAAUCAGUCCGGAGCACCGGCUUGCGCAAACUGUCAGAUUCUUGGCUGCAGGGGAAACGCUCCGCUCAUCUUGUUUUAGCUUCCUAAACGGAUGCUCGACAGCCUGUGGCAUUGUGUCGUCGGUGUGCCAGGUGCUGUGGGACGUCCUUGGCCCUUUGUACGUUGCCUGUCCAUCAAGUGCAGAUGAGUGGCUGCGGAUUGCAAGUGAUUUCGAGGAGCGGUGGAACAUGCCCCACUGCGUGGGCGCAAUUGAUGGAAAACAUGUUGCCAUCGAAUGUCCUUCCAAAUCAGGAAGUGAGGACCGGAACUACAAAAACUUUUUCAGUAAAUCUCUGCUUGCCAUCAGCGACGCCUGCUACAGAUUUCUGUACGUAGAAAUAGGUCACCAUGGCAGCGACUCAGAUGGUGGUGUGUUCAGCCGAAGUAGGCUACAAGAGGCCAUUCUUUCCAACAAGCAAGGAUUCCUCCAUGAUGCACCAUUGGGCAACGUUGGCAACAUUCCCUUCUACCUGAUGGGAGAUGAAGCGUUUCCCCUUAAGACAUACAUGAUGCGGCCGUAUCCCAGGAAAAGGAAGUUUAACCUUUUCAUUACUUUGCAUGCUCGGCAGCAUUGUUUUAAUUAUACGUACCUAAAGCUGUUUAUUUUCCUAAUUCACAGAAGAAUGAACAGCUCAGAACACAUUGUGAUUGCAUUGCCCAUCAAACACCUGAGUGAAUAUGUUCACCGACAGUGCUUAUUGAAUGUCUUCACCCAUUUUUGCCUGCUAGCACAGAGGAGCAGCCAUUAGAAGGUGAUUCUUCAUCAAGCCACUUUGUCGAGACCCACAAAAAAAGGAUCUUCAACUACCGUCUCAGCAGAGCCCGUUGGGUCAUAGAGAAUGCCUUUGGCAUAAUGGCACAGAGGUGGCGCAUCCUGCGCCGCCCGUUCAAAGCUUAGGACGAGAAUGUGAGAAGGAUUAUCUCUGCUUGUGUAGUCCUGUACAACUUCCUGCUCAAGGAGUCCCCCACUUCCCGAUCUGCAUACUGCCCUCCUGGAACAGCUGACUAUGUAGACUGGCAGGGAAACAUCAGUGAAGGGAGCUGGAGGGCCGAGGACAGCAGCAACAAUGCACUGCCACCUCUGCGUAGCACAGGCUGUCACUCAACCAGAGCUGCCUACAAAAUGCGGGACGACCUUGCCAAGUACUUCGUCACUGAUGGCCAGAUCCCUUGGCAAGAGUCCAUGAUCAUGGACAGAACACUGUACAGUGGUGUCACGCAACGUGGCGACGAUCCUGCUCCGGAAAGCUCGUCCAGGGAACUUGCAUCGUAAAUGGGAUCCUCCAGCUGUUGCUCGACGACCUCCGUGCUGCCUUCCGUGCUGCCUUCCGUGCUUGUGCUUUGGCGAAGUGCAACUGGUGUUCUGUGUUAUGUGUCAUUCACCAAAAAAAAAAAAGCACACGAUACACUUUUGAGCUUGAAAUAUUCCUCACAGCUUUGUAGAAUAUUGUUUUCAUGAAAUGAACAUGGACAGUAGUUGCUUUAUUAAAGCAACGCAAAAUUAUGUAAGGCAACUUGAGAAAUGAGAUCUUUCAGUGGAAUUUUCCAAAUGUGUGCCAUGCAGUGAUGAAAAUACCUACUGAAGCCACAAUACAUUGAACUCAGUGCAAUUUCAGUGAAGUUAUUUGGUUCUGUUGACAUACGAGUCCAUUUACCUUUCAGGAGGGAAGAUGAGCUGAGCUCGUGGAGCGCAUAAUUGUAAAGGAAGAUAAAUCGCGAGACUAGCUCGUAAAGUGCUUCUUUGUUAUCCGUGCAGAUUUGCAGACUAUUUGAGCUCCUGCAAUGGUCUGCGCUUCUCCCAGAAGGUAUGCAUGCGUUUUAUGCUUGUAUGUAACGGCACAUAUUGUGAGGACCUGCUGAAGAGUAAUGUUCACAGUGCAGACUCCAUUUUGUUGCUUUCCGUCUCCAUGAAAAUGGGAUCUUGUGUGCUACAAGUGCGCGCUUCAAGUCACGAUGAGAAGGAAAUAAAAUGUGUGGAAUGUUUGAGUUCAGCCUCUUCUAGCCAGCGAGAUUGAAUUGGCCUUGGACAACAAAGUUUGCCGUGUUAAACUUUAAAAAAUUAUCCUUUUAGAUUAGCCUACACCUUGCUAACAAACCUUUUGUGCUGAAAUGUAAAUGUGUUGUUAGACAUCGUCCUCUUCAGCUGCAGGCGAUUUUGAACUGGCAUCAGACAACACGGGUGUGCAGUAAAAUCCCCUUUCAGUUGAGUGGAUAAUAUUUCAUGUUUAAGUAAGCUAAACCGUUCUGACGAAAAGUUCCUGCACAUCGUUGCUUUUUAUGACCACUAAAAUUGUUUGCCCGGAUAGAAAAAAUUCGGGCUUCAUUGCAAGCUUUCUCUAUUUCUUUUGUCCAAGUGCUGUGAGAGUUGCCUUCCAACUGACCCUUCACGGCUCGGGAAAUCAAUGUUUGUGCAGAUGCUGAAAAAAUAAAAAAACAUGAUACUUAUGUUUGCCACGCCAUAGGUUACGCAAGUCAUUUCAUAGCCAACUUCGAAAAUAUGCUACUGUUAUUAUUCAUCAAGCAAAAAUCAUCUAGUAGUACUUCGCUAUUCAUUAGUGAUUGUUCCUGCACGUGUAGUUCAUCAGAGCAGUUACUCGUUAAGUGUUAUGUUUAUAUUAUGCAAAAGUGAGGAUGUGGCCAACAUAUCAAUACUUAAGAAAUAUUUAGCUUUGCCAUCGCAUCAUGCGUGUGUGUUGCUCUGAGUGUAACUGCAUGACUAUUGACACAUGUUCACAUCGCCACUUAUAUAAAGGUUAUUCAUCAAUCUUUGCACAGUUAUUUACAAUUCUUCCCUUUACAUGGUCACAGUGUUUAUUCUCUGUGCACACUGCGCCAUCACUUGUGUACUACUGUUGUACCUUGAUGCCAAGCCAUUCAUUUCCCUCCGUUGCAGUGCAUUCAAUGUACAUUUUGCUUGCAAAUUAGUUGACCAACUGUGUGUAUGUAAAAUAAAAAGCAUUUUGUGUCUAUAGGAUGUAUGCAUGUGUUUUUCCUUUGUAAUUAUUUUCUUCAUAUCCUGCUUGUAAUUGACUGAGAUUGAAGUAAUAAAAGUAGACCAAAAAAGUCA